Molecule: messenger RNA, 579 nt
Organism: Oldenlandia corymbosa var. corymbosa
Lineage: Eukaryota; Viridiplantae; Streptophyta; Magnoliopsida; Gentianales; Rubiaceae
Source: the annotation of a GenBank genome assembly
AUGAGCCAAUUUGCUGACGUGACUUGUAUAUUGAAAGUCAAUGUCAAGUGCCCGGCAUGUAAGAUGCAGUUGAACGAGGUACUAAGUUCGGUGAUAGGAGUGUAUUCAGUUGAAAUUUCAGCAUCUGGAUAUGCUAGGGUUUGUGGGGAAGUGGAUCCAAACAUGCUUCUGAAAGCAGUAAACAGAACGGGAGCCCAUGCAGAAGUGGAAGUCGUGAAACUUAACCAUCCCAUGUUGAGCCAGCGCCAAAAUCCCUCUUGGUCUACCGGUGGAUAUCCGGACCCCUUUGUAGGACACGAUUACGGCUUCGGAAACAGCUAUAGUUACCCCGGAGGUGGCCGGGCCAGGUACAACAGUAGUUAUGGCCAUGGUGGAUACAGUGGCCUAUAUCCCGAGCAUUCAUGUUUCGGGGGUUACGGUGGUGGUGGUGGAGCUUCUUACCACGGUUACGGCCCGUAUCGACCCUCCUAUCCCAUGAGGAGGACAAUGCCUUUUGGUAUGGGUGGCGGUUAUGGCGGCGGCGGUGGUUAUGGCCGACCUUUUAAUGGUUAUGGUUCUGCUUACAUGCCACCUUUUUAG